Molecule: messenger RNA, 1755 nt
Organism: Acanthosepion pharaonis
Lineage: Eukaryota; Metazoa; Mollusca; Cephalopoda; Sepiida; Sepiidae
Source: the annotation of a GenBank genome assembly
AUGCUUUUUCCUUCAGUCCCACAAUGUUCUUCUUGCUUUUUCUUUCAGUUCCUCAACAUCCGUGUUGCUUUUUCCUUCAGUCCCACAAUGGUCUUGCUUUUUCUUUCAGUUCCUCAACAUUCGUGUUGCUUUUUCUUUCAGUUCCUCAACAUUCGUGUUGCUUUUCUUCAGUUCCUCAAUGUUUUCCUCAACGUUUUUCAUACUUUUUUUUCUUCAGUCCCACAAUGUUCUUCUUACUUUUUCUUUCAGUUGCUCAACAUUAGUGUUGCUUUUCUUCAGUUCCUCAAUGUUUUCCACAGUGUUCUUUUUGCUUUCCAUUCCAGUUUUUCAACGUUCUUCCUGCUUUUUUCUUUCAGUUCCUUAACGUUUUUCAUCCUUUUUUUCUUCAUUUUCUCAGUGCCAUCCUUACUUUUUUUCGUUUCGAUCUCGUUGUUUUUUCUUUCAUUUGUUUUUUCCACUUCCUUGAUUUUAAUUUCAGUUGUUUUGCUUUUUUUUAUUAUUUUCUCUUCCAGUUCCUUCAUAUUCUUGUCCUCCAUCGAUAACUUUUCUCUUUUGAAACGCGUCGGAAAUAAUUUCACUUAUCACUUUUAUAAUUCCUUUGUUUUCUCUUCCUCUUCUCUUUCAUUUAUUCUUUUUUUUCUCUUUAUAGUUCUUUUUCUUUUCACUUGUUUUUCUCUUUCCUUGUCUCCCCAUCUUUUUAACGUAUUCUUUCAACUAUUUCUCUUUCUAUUUUAUUUCUCUUCUUUCUUUUUGUUUUUCCUUCAGUCUCUUGCACCGUUUCUUUACUGUUAUAAUAAUUUUUUUUUUCUAUUUGGCUUCUUUUUCAAUCAUUUUUCUAUUUCGUUUUUCUAUCAUUUUUUCUCUCUUUCUUUUCAUGUUUUUCUUUCACUUAAUUUUUCAUUAUUUUAUUCUUUCGGCCUCUUAACUGCUGUUUAUAUAUUUAUUAUCUCCUUUUUUCAUUCUGUUGUUUUCUCUUCUUCUUUUUUUUCUUUCUUUUCUUUUCUUUUUUCCAUUUUUUAUUUUCUUUUAUGUUCUUUUUCGUUCUUUAUUUUCUUUUCUCAUAUUAUCUUCUUUUUCAUUUUUUUGUUUUCUUUUAUUAUUUUUCUUCUUUCUUUUCUUUUCAUUCUUCCAUUUUUUUAUUUUCUUUUAUUUUCUUUUUUCUUUUCCCCUUCUUUUAUUCUUUCUUAUAUACUCUUUUUCUUUUAUUAUCUUCUUUUUAUUUUCUUUAUUGUAUUCUUUUUACAUUCUUUUUUCUUUGCAUUAUUUUUUCAUUCUUUCAGAAUUUUUUCAUUUAUUUUCUUUUAUCAUCAUCUUUUUCACGCUUUAAUUUUCUCUUAUUAUUUUUCAUUCUUUUAUUAUCUAUUUCAUAUAUUUUUAUUAUCUUUUUUUAUUUAUCUUUUAUUAUUUUAUUUAUUGCUUCUGUUCUUUUAUUUUCUUUUAUUUUCUUUUAUUUUCUUCUUUUUUCAUUUUUUCUUUAUUUCUUUUAUUUUAUUUUUCCAUUUUCUUUUAUUAUCAGUUUCUUUAUUUUAUUUUAUUUUCUUUACUCUUUUAAUUUCUUUUUUCUUCCUUUUCAAUUUUUAUUUUUUUCAUUAUUUUGUCAUUCUUUUAUUAUCUUUUUCAUGUUUUAUUAUCUUUUUUUCAUUUUUUCUUUUAUUAUUUUCUUUUUCAUUUCUUUCUCACACACACACGCUCUCUCUCUCUCUCUCUCUCUCUCUCUCUCUCUCUCUCUCUCUCUCUCUCACUGGUAGCACAUGA